AUGGCUACAGUUGCUGCAAAUGGUGCUGCCAUCAGUAUCAACCCACUUGAUUCGGCAUUAUCGAGUCUCUCGAUUCCAUCUGGUGUUCCAACUGGUGUUCCAACUGGUGUUCCAACUGGUGUUCCAACUGGUGUUCCAACUGGUGUUCCAUCUGGCGCUCCAUCAGGUAUUCCAUCAGGUAUUCCAUCAGGUAUUCCUUCUGAUGCUCCACAUAGCUACAUACAACCAACUAAGACAGGUGGUUUCUUUGGAGGUCUUUUCAAACGCAAUGAGAAUGAAGAAGGUCCGGUAGCUCCAACCGGCGCACCAUCAGGUGUUCCACCUAUUCAAUCAGAUGCCCAAUCAGGUAUUCCAUCAGGUAUUCCAUCGGAUGUUCCAUCGAGUGCUCCAACGGGUGCUCCAUCGGGUGCUCCAUCGGGUUUCCAUGGUUUCCAUAAUAAUGAGAAGCGUGGUCCACAACAAGAAGCCCCAUCAGGUGCUCCAUCAGGUUCUAUUCCAUCUGGUGCUAUUCCAUCUGGUGCUAUUCCAUCUGGUGCUCCAUCCGGUGUUCCUCCUAUUCCAUCUGGAGCCCAAUCAGGAGUCCCACCUAUUCCUUCUGGCGCUUCAUCAGUUGCACCAUCUGGGUUCAAUCAUAAUGAGAAGCGUGGUCAACAACAAGGAGCCCCAUCAGGUGCUCCAUCCGGUGUUCCUCCUAUUCCAUCAGGUGCUCCAUCCGGUGUUCCUCCUAUUCCAUCAGGUGCUCCAUCCGGUGCUCCUCCUAUUCCAUCAGGUGCUCCAUCCGGUGUUCCUCCUAUUCCUUCUGGAGCCCAAUCAGGAGUCCCACCUAUUCCUUCUGGUGCUUCAUCAGUUGCACCAUCUGGGUUCAAUCAUAAUGAGAAGCGUGGUCAACAACAAGGAGCCCCAUCAGGUGCUCCAUCAGGCGUCCCACCUAUUCCAUCUGGUUCUAUUCCAUCUGGUGCUAUUCCAUCUGGUGUUCCUCCAAUUCCAUCUGGUGCCCAAUCUGGUGUUCCACCUAUCCCAUCUAGUGCUUCUGGUAAGAACGAGACCCAAAAUGAUGGCCAUAAUGGAUGGAAACAAAAUCAUCAGUCUGUCAGAGUCUAG
Debaryomyces fabryi is the source of this 1101-nucleotide messenger RNA. RefSeq lists its product as uncharacterized. The transcript has a single exon. NCBI's taxonomy places the organism in Eukaryota, Fungi, Ascomycota, Pichiomycetes, Serinales, Debaryomycetaceae. The record is from RefSeq and is a predicted model, not a curated record. Bases 1 to 1101 code for a protein of 366 amino acids.